UAAAUAAAUAAAUAAAAUAAAAAUCAAAAAUCAAAAAUCAAAAAUCAAAAAAAUCAAAAUCGAUAAAAGACGGAGUGCCACCGAUGCACGCCCAAUCUGAUUUUUCCCCCAAACUCCCAAUUCACACAACGGAACCCUAAAAAUUGUUAACCAUUCUCAAAUUAAAUUUGAAAACCCAAGAAAAAAGCAAGAAAGACAAAAAAGUAAUCAAACAUCGACCUCGACCUAGCCCAGCGAACGAACUUGCUUCAUCGAUUGAAUUUGGAUUUUGAUUUUGGUUUUCCAUAACAAACUCUUUGCUCUUGGCCAGUAGUACGACUUAAUUGUUAUAUCUCUCUCUCUCUCUGGUGAUGGUAAACUGUUUUUAAAUGGAGGAACACCAUUUAGAUGAGUUUGAGUUUAAUCACAACUAUGUUGGGUGACAGAAGACUUUGGUGAAAAGAAGGGUUCUUGGGCAAAUGAGUGGAGAUGCUUAAUCGGUUAAGUAGACGUUGCUUUUGCACUGCUGCUCAACCAGCACCAUGGCUUUUUGUUGGUUUGGGAAACCCUGGAGAUAAAUUCAAAGGAACCAGACACAAUGUGGGGUUUGAGAUGAUUGAUGCAUUUGCUGAAUCACAAGGGAUUGCAAUGAACACACUCCAUUGCAAAGCUAUCUUUGGUCAAGGUUUUGUUGGUGGGAUCCCUGUUUUCCUGGCAAAGCCUCAAACUUACAUGAAUUUGUGUGGCGAAUCUACAGGACCUCUUGGAGCCUACUAUAAGCUUCCCCUUACUCGUGUGCUUGUGUUUCAUGAUGACAUGAACUUGCCAUGUGGAGUGCUUCGUCUUCAUGAUAAAGGAGGUCAUGGAAGCCACAAUGGGCUAAAAAGUGUGAUCUACCACUUUCGAGGAAACAGAGAAUUUCCUCGCCUAAGAAUUGGCAUUGGGAGGCCCCCUGGCCAAAUGGAUCCCAAAGCAUUCUUGCUUCAAAAAUUCAACAGAACAGCUCAAGAACGAAUUGAUGAUGCUUUGAAAGAGGGAGUUGCUGCACUGAAGCUCUUACUGUCUAAAGGGUUGACAGAGACUGCAAGAAUAUUCAACACAGACCAAAAAUACAAGCAUAUCAGAUAUCAGACCCUGCCAACACCAUAAUAUGGAACUUCAAUUUGUUUAAUUUAUUUUAAUAUUUGGGAUGGCAAUUCGUUCUUAGAUUUUUGAUGAAUUGGUGUUUUACUUGUUGUAAAUGAGCAGACCGUUGCCUUUCUAUACUGAGUAAAAUAUUUGUUUUAAUAUAUAAUAAAAUUAUAAAUAUUACCUUUUCUUUUUA
Ziziphus jujuba (common jujube) is the source of this 1303-nucleotide messenger RNA. RefSeq names its product peptidyl-tRNA hydrolase, mitochondrial. The transcript is spliced from 9 exons. The record is from RefSeq and is a predicted model, not a curated record. Lineage: Eukaryota; Viridiplantae; Streptophyta; Magnoliopsida; Rosales; Rhamnaceae. Bases 469 to 1128 code for a protein of 219 amino acids. Gene Ontology annotation, molecular function: peptidyl-tRNA hydrolase activity.